Molecule: messenger RNA, 1044 nt
Organism: Hordeum vulgare subsp. vulgare (domesticated barley)
Lineage: Eukaryota; Viridiplantae; Streptophyta; Magnoliopsida; Poales; Poaceae
Product: autophagy-related protein 18d-like
Exons: 5
Coding region: 1-1044 (347 amino acids)
Biological process (GO): nucleophagy; protein lipidation; autophagy of mitochondrion
Cellular component (GO): phagophore assembly site membrane; cytosol; extrinsic component of membrane
Molecular function (GO): phosphatidylinositol-3-phosphate binding; protein binding; phosphatidylinositol-3,5-bisphosphate binding
Source: RefSeq, a predicted model, not a curated record
AUGAUGGCGCCUACGUUGUCUUCCUCGGAGCAGGCGGACGGAGUAGUCGUCCCCGCCCCGGAUCCGCUCGUCCACGCCGCCUUCGACCAGCACGGCACGCACUUCGUCGCGGCGACGGCCACCGACUUCCACGUCCUCUCCUGCCACCCUCUCGACACCGUCAUGCGCCACCCCGGCGGCACGCCCACGGUGACCUCCGCCCAGCUGCUCACGCGGUCGCAGCUGGCCGUCGCGACGCGGAGGCCCAACGGCGCCGUCGAGGAGGACCGCCACGCGAUCGACUUCUGGAACGGCAUGUGCAAGCCCAAGGACGCCAGGACCAACACCAUCAGGAGCCCGUGCGGCGCCGUGGGCGGGUUCCGCCUGCGCGGGGACCACAUGCUCGUCGCCGGCGAGGAGAAGGCGAGACUGUUCGACGGCGUCCACUGGGAGAAGGAGGUCCGCCGGCGCGGCAGGGCCGGCAGCGUCAACGUGCGCGCGCACGACUCCGGCGUGGCGUGCCUCGCGCUGUCCCGCGAUGGACGGCUGCUCGCCACCGCCGGCACCCGGGGCACGCUCGUGCGCAUCUUCAGCACCGCCGACGGCACCAAGCUGCAAGAGCUAAGGAGGGGCACCGACGGGGCAGACAUUCACUGCAUCGCUUUCUCCCCAGACUCCAAAUGGCUGGCGGUGUCCAGCGACAAGGCAACGGUACAUGUCUUCAGCGUCGAUGACUUCAACCUCACAAGCUCCACGCCGGAGGACCACCAUGCCGGCGAUAACCUUCUGGCGGCACCACCAGCACCGGCAACAGCUAACCAGCGCUCAUCACGCAUGUCAUUCCUGAAGGGCUACCUCCCGACGUAUUUCAGUUCGAAGUGGUCGUUUGCCCAGUUCCGGAUCCCUGACGCCUGUACCAAGUGCUCGGUGGCGUUCGACAAAAGACACCCCAACACCAUUUCCAUCGUGUGCAUGGACAAAAGGUUCUACCGCUGCGAGUUUGACCCGGUGAAAGGAGGCGACAUGGUGCCGGGGGUGUACCACGAGAACUUCAUGGACUUGUGA